AACAAACCCCCGGGUUCAGAACGUUUGACCUUCAACGUUCAACGUUCAACCAAGCCUCCCUCAUCGAUCAUCGAUUAUCUGCAGGACACCUCAGUGUCAACGUUGUGCUUGCUGCAAUGGCUUCUCAGCCAACCGUGCAUCAACUAUUCAGACGCCUGGAAACUGUAGGCAGGGGUGCCUACGGUUCCGUCCAUAAAGGCGUUCAUAUACCCACAGGAAAUAUUGUGGCCCUAAAAAUCAUCAACUUGGAUACUGCUGACGACGAUGUAGAAGCCAUUCAACGCGAGGUAGCUCUAUUGACCCAGCUUCGCGAUGCCCCCAACGUCACAAAGUAUUACGGUUGUUAUCUUGACGGCCCACGCGUUUGGAUCGCCAUGGAAUUCGCCCAGGGUGGAAGUGUUCGCACUCUCAUGCAGACUUCUAAAGACCGUGUUCUUGAGGAGCGGUUCAUUGUACUCAUCACCCGUGAGGUCGUCAUUGGGCUCAAUUACCUGCAUAAAUCUGCCAUCAUUCAUAGAGAUAUCAAAGCCGCUAACAUCCUCAUCACUGCCACUGGUAAAGUUAUGAUUUGCGACUUCGGUGUCUCCGCCCUCUCUGCCACGACCACGAGCAAGCGAAACACUCUGAUGGGCACCCCAAAUUGGAUGGCUCCCGAGGUGGCACAACCCGUUCCAGCGUACGAUAGCAAGGCCGAUAUUUGGAGUUUGGGCAUCAUGAUUUACGAGAUGGUGAAGGGUGCACCUCCUCACUCAGAUUUGAGGGACGCGAUCAAGGUUAUGCAAUUAAUAACCAAAGUACAACCCCCACAAUUAGCCGAAGCGGAUGGUAGCAAAGAAAUGCGAGAGUUCGUAUCGCACUGUCUUAAAGCCUCUCCAAGUGAGCGGUUUUCCGCUGAUGAAUUAAUAAGAACGAAGUGGAUGAAAUCGGUGUCAAAGGCUAACGUAUCUGCUCUACGGGAGCUGAUUCUCCGAUACGAUGCUUGGAUGCAAAACGGGGGUACUCGCAAUAGCUUAGUGGAACCACUCGACUGGGAGAACGAGGAGAAAAAAGACUUGCAAGGAGUGGUAGAUGAAGAGACAGACCUCUGGGAAUUUGACACAAUAAGACGUCGAACGUUUCAAGCUGCAUUAAAGGAAGAUAUACUGCCUGAUACCUUCCCGAAUGACUCAUCACUAGCAGUUCCUACUGUUAAACCUUCAGCACGAUUACCUACAUCAUUGCGUGGCCUUUUUGAUGAUGACUCCGCGCAUCUUGGAUUCGAAACUCUACGAGCUCCGAUGCCACCCCCUCCACCACUGCGUGAUACUCCGAGCCCGACACCUCUAGCGCCUUCCUCUUCAUCACCAUCACGCACUCCGUUUAAACGUACAUUAGCCACCCCAGACAGCACAGAUGAUGUUCAGAUGGUUAAAUACAACGAUUUCGCCUUUCCUCCCAGGACAGUUUCUCGAGCGAAAUCGAAACUCUCCACCAAUGUCCCAGCUUCAAUGGAUAUCGAAAUGAAAGAGGAAAAUAUGCCUUCAGAGGAGAGGGCCGAAGUUUCGGUUGCCGUCAUAGAGACUACUCCGAUUUCUCCUCUUUUGCCACCUGUUAGGCCUUUUGCGACCCGGGAGAGGAGUGGCAGCUCAUCAAGCAAAGGCAGUGACGCCAGCAGCCCUGCAGCAAGCUUAAUCCUGCCAGGACUCAAAGACGCAGUGAAGGUGCCUACCAUUACGUCGGAACACCAGCUGGGUCUAACAGAUUUACUCCCGCCUUCACCUUUGGCCCUUGUACACAAUAAAAGCUCUUAUGUCCAUUCUCCUAGCGGACUUGGGUCACCCAUGACGACAAGCGAAAGGGCCUCCGUUCUUGGUUCCCUUCCUGCAGCGAAUACUUCCAGUGCUUCACUUACGCUUGCACGGAGCCAUUCUCCCUCUGGGCCUUCGAACCUAUCUCACUCUGCUUCAUUAUCUCACUCAGGUCCAUCAGCACAAAUGUCAACUGUCGGACCUCAAGUUUUGCCGCUGGAUCUCUGUAGUCUAAUGAGCCAUGACGCCACAAAUGCGCAGCUGGUACGGUCCGUCAAUGAUUUGACAAAAUGGCUGGCUGUAAUCGAAGUUGGUUUUACAACAAUGCUCGACCAAGCCGCAGGAGAUUCUAUAGCGGAAGAGCAGGAAGAAAGCGCUAUUGAAGGGGAUUCUUUGACGGAAGACACGGACGCGUGGAAAUGGGAUUCUGUGACUGAUAUCGUGCUGGAGUCCAGCUAGUUGAACUUUGAUCAUCCUGAUGUCUUAAUCGCAUUCUACUCUCCCGAGAUCCUAGCCGGUAAAAAGUAGGUAUAUAGACUAUAAAUUCCUUUUUCGCCG
Molecule: messenger RNA, 2345 nt
Organism: Suillus clintonianus
Lineage: Eukaryota; Fungi; Basidiomycota; Agaricomycetes; Boletales; Suillaceae
Product: kinase-like domain-containing protein
Exons: 5
Coding region: 117-2246 (709 amino acids)
Biological process (GO): protein phosphorylation
Molecular function (GO): ATP binding; protein kinase activity
Source: RefSeq, a predicted model, not a curated record